CCGCCGCUGCCGGCCGCCGCAGCGAUGGGCGACUACGGCAACGCGAUGAUGCGGGGUAACCCGGACGGUGGCGUACAGGGCCGUCCCAAGGGAGUGGCCCGCGCCAACGUCCAGCAGCUGAAGCUCAUGGGACAGGGUCACCCGACAGGGCUCACUCCGAAUCUGCUGAAGCUGUUCGAGGCCCGUCCGCCGCUCGAGCACAAGCCGCCCGUCGAGAAGCGCAAGCUGCCGGCUUACACGGGGAUGGCGCAGUUUGUAUCGCGGUUUGCGGAGCCUGGGGAUCCAGAGUAUGCUCCGCCUGUCCCAACCUGCGAGACUAAGGCCGAAAAGAAGGAUAGAAUCCGAAAACUUAAGCUUGAGCAAGGUGCAGCUAAGGUUGCUGAAGAACUUCAGAAAUAUGACCCACAAGGUGACCCCAACACCACUUCAGAUCCAUACAAAACACUCUUCGUUGCAAGACUUAACUAUGAGACAUCUGAAAGUAGGGUUAAGCGGGAGUUUGAAGCUUACGGGCCAAUUAAAAGGGUACGGCUCGUAACUGACAAAGGUACACAUAAACCUAGAGGAUAUGCAUUCAUUGAGUAUAUGCAUACUCGAGAUAUGAAAAAUGCGUACAAGCAAGCAGAUGGGAGAAAAUUGGACAACAAUAGGGUACUAGUUGAUGUGGAACGUGGUAGAACUGUUCCUAAUUGGCGCCCCAGGAGAUUAGGCGGUGGACUUGGAUCAAGCAGAAUUGGUGGUGGAAGUGCUGACCAGAAGCCCUCUGCUAGGGAGCAACCGAGUGCUGGACGCCCCAGAUCAGAAGAGCCUAAGAGGGAUGAUCGCCGUACAGAUAGGGAUCGUGAGAAGUCUUCUGAAAAGGUACGGGAAAGAGAUCGCAGUGAGAAACCCCGGGAGCGCUCCCAUGACCGAAUGCGUGAGCGUGAUUCAAGGGAAGAGAGGCACCGCCAUAGAGACCGGGACAGGACUCGGGACAGGGAUAGGGACCGAGGAAGGGACCGUGAGAAAGACCAUGGGCGGGACCGUGAUCGUCGUGAUAGAGAUAGAGACAGGGACCGUGGUCGGGAUCAUGAUAGAGAGGUCCGUGGUCGUUCUCAUGACCGUCAACGCGAGAGAGGCAGGGAUCGCGAGAGAGAUCACGGGCAUGCAAAUCACGAACGUGAACGCACUCGCUUGCAUGAUAGGGAUGCUGAUUAUGCCAAUGGUGAGCCAAAGCAUGAGAGAAGCUUAGCUGAUUAUGGGCAGGAUUAUGGCUAUAACCAGCCUGAGCAACACAAAAAUCACGAGGCAUACGGUUAUGGUCAAGAUGGGCGUGGGCAUGAAACUGAACGCUCGAAGCAACUUGAGUUUGAGUACUAUAAGGUGCAACCAAACACAGAACCUGAAGGCCCUGAGGAAGGUGAGGCCUAUGAGGAAGGUGACUACCAGUAUUACCAAGCAGCAGAAGAGCACAAGACUGAAACUUGAUCAGUGCAGUAAGUUUUGUAAACUGAAACUUUUUUAUUUUGAGAUACUUUGUUUUUUUGUGGUUGUGUUUCAACCAAAAGUAGGCACAAAGCAUGCCAACAUGUUGUCUCUGGCAGUCUGUAGCACAUGUUUUAUCUAUUCUGGUUCUGGGGCAGUGCAGUGUGGUCGCGCUCGCUCGGUACUUUGUGUUUAGUUUUGUCUGCCAAAUGCUAAAAUCUGUUCGGGGUUGCAUUUACCCUGCAAGUAUUCCAACCUAUAAGCGUUUUAUGGACUUGAA
This is a messenger RNA of Lolium rigidum, 1744 nucleotides long. RefSeq names its product U1 small nuclear ribonucleoprotein 70 kDa-like. Gene Ontology annotation, biological process: mRNA splicing, via spliceosome. Bases 25 to 1467 code for a protein of 480 amino acids. Gene Ontology annotation, cellular component: U2-type prespliceosome; precatalytic spliceosome; U1 snRNP. Lineage: Eukaryota; Viridiplantae; Streptophyta; Magnoliopsida; Poales; Poaceae. Gene Ontology annotation, molecular function: mRNA binding; U1 snRNA binding. The record is from RefSeq and is a predicted model, not a curated record. The transcript is spliced from 10 exons.